Messenger RNA from Myotis lucifugus (little brown bat), 2436 nucleotides. RefSeq names its product runt related transcription factor 1 (gene RUNX1). Gene Ontology annotation, biological process: regulation of transcription by RNA polymerase II; neuron differentiation; hemopoiesis. Gene Ontology annotation, cellular component: nucleus. NCBI's taxonomy places the organism in Eukaryota, Metazoa, Chordata, Mammalia, Chiroptera, Vespertilionidae. Gene Ontology annotation, molecular function: ATP binding; DNA-binding transcription factor activity, RNA polymerase II-specific; RNA polymerase II cis-regulatory region sequence-specific DNA binding. The transcript is spliced from 4 exons. The record is from RefSeq and is a predicted model, not a curated record. Bases 1369 to 2436 code for a protein of 355 amino acids.
UGGUUCACUUCUUUCCUGGCUGUGGAACUUUCCCGGUGUUUCCCUUUGACACUGCAGGAGGAAAGUGCGCUGUGUCGCGAGGCGAGCCGCGAAGUUGCCUGUGCGUGGCAGUGUGCGUGGGAGUGUGUGCGUGGGUAACUCGAGCGGCCCCCCCACGUCCGUGUCGAUCUGCGCUGCGGCGCCCCCUCCUCCGGAGGCCCGCUCCACCUGCUGCGGUUACACGGUGGUUGUGGGUACCGCGGGGCCCGGCAGUUCGCAGGCCGGCGCUGGGGAGGCCCUGGAGGAAGAUCCGCUCGCUGCCGCCUCCCGCCGGGGCUGACUCACCGAGCCCGGCAGACAGCGGCUGGCUCCGGGAGUGCAUGUCUGCGUGCGUGUGACUCCGCCGCUGUUCGACUCCCACCAAACCACGGGAUCAGCCACAAACUUAACCAACAUCCCCAAACCCGAGUUCUCAGAUGUGGAGAGCUGUUUCCCUGUGUGUCAUCAACGUGGACUUUUUUCUUUUUUAAGAUCAGCUUUUCUUUGAAAAGCUGAAUUUUUGGAACUGAGCAUUCUGCCAGAACUUAUUGAGAGACCAUGACAAGUAUUUCCACCCGGCCCUUCUCCAACUACUGAAGCUGAUUUUCAAGGCUACUUAAAAAAAAAAAGCAGCGGACAUUAAUGGAUUUCUGUUGUGUUUAAAUUCUCUACAGAUUGUCUUGUAAAUAUUUUAUGAAGUAGAGCAUAUGUAUAUAUAUUUAUAUGUGUGUGUGUAUAUAUGCACAUACAUUAGUAGCGCGACCUUCGGAAGUCGCGGCUCGUGCGUUGGAGGACCGAGGCCAGUUUUGCCUGAUAAAAGCGGCGAUGUUUAUGGAAGACGACCCUGUAUUUUCUGUUGUGUUGGGACGUUAGACAAAACUCACCUGGGAAAACUGACAGGCGGUUAACUACUGGAACUUCCACACUGUGCGGUUGCCGGUCCUUUCUCUCUCCGCAGACAUGUUGUAGGGGAGUGUAUGGGGAUUUUGCACCCCGAAACUUUUGUGACAGCCAAAGACUGAGCUGAAAUUCUCAAAGCAAGACUCGGACGAAGACCGUCCAGUCCCCCUUGGCAUUUGGCUUUGGAUUCUGGUCGCCCACUUUUAAAGCGCUCAGCGGCCGGAUGCUGGGAGCCCUGCCCGCCCGGGUCUGAGGCCCGGCGGCAAACCCAGAACUUGCCCCUCCUGGACAGUUAGUCACUUAAGUCAGCCCCCGCCCCCCGCCCCUGCGGCAGUCCAGGCCCCUGAACUUGUAUGUUGGUCUCCGGGGAGCUGCUGGCUGAAGAUCCGCGCCCCCGCCGCCCUCUGCUAGGAGCUGUUUGCAGGGUCCUAACUCAAUCGGCUUGUUGUGAUGCGUAUCCCCGUAGAUGCCAGCACGAGCCGCCGCUUCACGCCGCCGUCCACCGCGCUGAGCCCGGGCAAGAUGAGCGAGGCGCUGCCACUGGGCGCCCCGGACGCCGGCGCCGCCCUGGCCGGCAAGCUGAGGAGCGGCGACCGCAGCAUGGUGGAGGUGCUGGCCGACCACCCGGGCGAGCUGGUGCGCACCGACAGCCCCAACUUCCUCUGCUCCGUGCUGCCCACGCACUGGCGCUGCAACAAGACCCUGCCCAUCGCUUUCAAGGUGGUGGCUCUCGGGGACGUUCCGGACGGGACGCUGGUCACCGUGAUGGCCGGCAAUGACGAGAACUACUCAGCCGAACUGAGAAACGCCACCGCGGCCAUGAAGAACCAAGUCGCGAGAUUCAAUGACCUCAGGUUUGUCGGCCGGAGUGGAAGAGACACCAGGCAGAUCCAGCCCUCCCCGCCCUGGUCCUACGACCAGUCCUACCAGUACCUGGGCUCGAUCGCCUCUCCCUCCGUGCACCCAGCGACGCCCAUCUCGCCGGGCCGGGCCAGCGGCAUGACGACCCUCUCCGCGGAGAUUUCCAGCCGGCUCUCAACGGCCCCCGAGCUGACGGCCUUCGGCGACCCGCGCCAGUUCCCGGCGCUGCCCUCCAUCUCGGACCCGCGCAUGCACUACCCGGGCGCCUUCACCUACUCCCCGACGCCCGUCACCUCGGGCAUCGGCAUCGGCAUGUCGGCCAUGGGCUCGGCCACGCGCUACCAACACGUACCUGCCGGCCGCCCUACCCGGGCUCCCUCGCAAGGGGAGGGGGGGCCCCUUUCCAGGCGGGCUCGCCUUCCUACCACCUGGUACUACGGCGCGGCCCGCGGGCUCCCUACCAGGUUCUCCAUGGGGGGGGAGCGCUCGCCGGCCGCGAAUCCUGGCCGGCCCUGGAACAACCCGUCCACGGGCGCCGCGCUGCUGCACCCCAGCCUGCCCACGCCCAGCGACGCGGGCGAGGCCGAGGGCAGCCACAGCAACUCGCCCACCAUGCCCGCCGCGCGCCUGGAGGAGGCCGUGUGGCGGCCCUACUGA